Octodon degus (degu) is the source of this 6336-nucleotide messenger RNA. RefSeq names its product unc-13 homolog B (gene Unc13b). Gene Ontology annotation, molecular function: phospholipid binding; calcium ion binding; diacylglycerol binding. The record is from RefSeq and is a predicted model, not a curated record. Gene Ontology annotation, biological process: synaptic vesicle maturation; synaptic transmission, glutamatergic; dense core granule priming. The transcript has 40 exons. Bases 265 to 5076 code for a protein of 1603 amino acids. Gene Ontology annotation, cellular component: synaptic vesicle membrane; presynaptic membrane; terminal bouton. Lineage: Eukaryota; Metazoa; Chordata; Mammalia; Rodentia; Octodontidae.
GGGUGGGAUCUCCAGGCGAUCCAGACGCCUGGCCAUGGCGCCUCAAAGCCGCGCCCAGUCUCCCGCUUGCCAUCCGGUCCUCAGCGCGCGCUCUUGACUUUGCUCACACACUGAGAACUCUGGCGGGUCAGAGGUAGCAGCGGGACGCUGCCUGCGACGAGGACCAUGAGGAGCGCCCAGACCCGCGGGGCCGAUAGUAGCAGCCGCCACGGCACCUGCUGAGAGAGGAGGGAGCGGCCCGGUGCGGCUCGCGCUCGCCUCGCCAUGUCGCUGCUCUGCGUGCGUGUUAAGAGAGCCAAAUUCCAAGGUUCAGCAGAUAAAUUUAACACAUAUGUGACCCUGAAAGUACAGAAUGUGAAGAGCACGACUGUAGCAGUUCGCGGUGACCAGCCUUCCUGGGAACAAGAUUUCAUGUUUGAGAUAAGCCGUCUGGACCUGGGUCUAAGUGUGGAGGUGUGGAACAAAGGGCUGAUCUGGGACACUAUGGUGGGGACCGUGUGGAUCGCACUGAAGACUAUUCGUCAGUCAGAUGAGGAAGGGCCUGGGGAGUGGUCUACCUUAGAGGCAGAGACAUUAAUGAAAGAUGACGAGAUUUGUGGAACUAAAAACCCAACUCCUCAUAAAAUUUUGCUUGAUACAAGAUUUGAGUUGCCAUUUGAUAUCCCAGAGGAAGAAGCCAGAUAUUGGGCUUACAAAUUGGAGCAAAUCAAUGCCUUGGGAGCUGAUGGUGAGUAUUCUAUGCAAGAAGAAAGUCAGAGGAAGCCAUUGUCCACUGCUGCCGCCCAGUGUUGUCACUGGACCUAUUUGGGCUGGGGAGAACAGCAAACUUUUGAAGACCCUGAUAGUGCCGUCGAUGACCGAGACAGUGACUAUCGCAGCGAGACCAGCAACAGCAUCCCACCUCCUUAUCAUACAACUUCCCAGCCCAAUGCUUCUGUGCACCAGUUUUCUGUGCCGGUGCAGUUGCCACAGCAGCUGCUACUUCAGGGAAGUUCCCGGGACUCUUGUAAUGACUCUAUGCAGAGUUAUGACCUUGAUUAUCCAGAGCGGCGGGCCCUCAGCCCCACCAGCAGUAGUAGGUAUGGAUCCUCCUGUAAUGUGAGUCAAGGAAGCUCUCAGCUCAGCGAACUAGAGCAUUAUCAGGAACAAGAUGAUGACCGCCGUGAGCGAGACUCAAUUCAUUCCUGCCACAGCUCUGGAAGCCUCUCCAGAGAUGGGAAGGCUGGUUUUGGAGAACAAGACAAAGCCUUGGAGGCAAGAGGUGAAGCAGCGAAGGGGAGAGCAUGUGAACCCAAGGAGACUACAGAAGAUGUCACAGCCUCUCCUCCCCCAGAUCUGGUGCUACACAAGGACCAUGUUGUAGCCCCCCAGGAGAGUCUUCCUGAGGAGAAUGCAUCGUCACCCUUUACUCAUGCCAGAGCACACUGGAUCCGAGCAGUCACCAAGGUUCGACUCCAGUUGCAGGAGAUUCCAGAUGAUGGCAACCCCUCUUUGCCUCAGUGGCUCCCAGAAGGGCCAGCUGGAGGGCUCUAUGGCAUUGACAGCAUGCCAGAUCUACGCAGGAAGAAGCCACUGCCACUUGUCAGUGAUCUGUCAUUGGUCCAGUCCCGGAAGGCAGGGAUUACUUCAGCAAUGGCUACACGGACUUCUCUCAAGGAUGAAGAGCUGAAAUCUCAUGUGUAUAAGAAAACCCUUCAGGCCUUAAUCUACCCCAUCUCAUGUACCACACCUCACAACUUUGAAGUCUGGACAGCUACUACCCCAACCUACUGCUACGAAUGUGAAGGCUUGCUGUGGGGCAUUGCCAGGCAGGGCAUGCGCUGCAGUGAAUGUGGAGUCAAGUGCCAUGAGAAGUGCCAGGACCUGCUCAAUGCCGACUGCCUGCAGCGGGCUGCGGAAAAGAGCUGUAAACAUGGAGCUGAGGAUCGGACCCAGAACAUUAUUAUGGCUAUGAAGGACCGCAUGAAAAUCCGAGAGCGAAAUAAACCAGAGAUCUUUGAGGUUAUUAGGGAUGUCUUCACAGUGAGCAAAGUUGCACACGUGCAGCAGAUGAAAACAGUGAAGCAGAGUGUACUAGACGGCACCUCUAAAUGGUCGGCCAAGAUCACCAUCACUGUGGUGUGUGCCCAGGGCCUGCAAGCCAAGGACAAAACAGGAUCCAGUGACCCUUAUGUGACUGUGCAAGUCGGCAAAACCAAGAAGCGUACCAAGACCAUUUUUGGAAACUUAAAUCCUGUUUGGGAGGAGAAGUUCCAUUUUGAAUGCCACAACUCCUCUGACCGUAUUAAGGUACGCGUGUGGGAUGAGGAUGAUGACAUCAAAUCAAGAGUAAAGCAGCGACUGAAGCGAGAGUCUGAUGAUUUCCUUGGCCAAACCAUCAUCGAGGUUCGAACGCUGAGUGGAGAGAUGGAUGUCUGGUACAACUUGGAGAAGAGGACAGACAAGUCAGCUGUCUCUGGGGCUAUCCGACUGCAGAUCAGUGUGGAGAUCAAGGGGGAGGAGAAGGUGGCCCCAUACCAUGUGCAGUAUACAUGUCUCCAUGAGAACCUUUUCCAUUACCUCACAGACAUUCAGGGCAGUGGAGGAGUCCAGAUCCCUGAGGCCCGAGGAGAUGAUGCAUGGAAGGUGUACUUCGAUGAGACGGCCCAAGAAAUUGUGGAUGAAUUUGCCAUGCGCUAUGGCAUUGAGUCCAUAUAUCAGGCCAUGACACACUUUGCCUGUUUGUCAUCCAAGUACAUGUGUCCUGGUGUGCCAGCAGUGAUGAGCACCUUAUUGGCCAACAUCAAUGCCUACUACGCUCAUACAACCGCCUCCACUAACGUCUCUGCAUCUGAUCGCUUUGCAGCCUCCAACUUUGGGAAAGAGAGAUUUGUAAAACUGCUGGACCAGCUACACAACUCAUUGAGGAUUGAUCUCUCUACAUAUAGGAAUAAUUUCCCUGCUGGGAGCCCUGAGAGACUUCAGGAUUUAAAAUCCACAGUGGAUUUGCUGACCAGCAUUACUUUCUUCAGAAUGAAGGUACAAGAACUGCAGAGUCCACCAAGAGCCAGCCAGGUGGUAAAGGAUUGUGUGAAGGCCUGUUUGAACUCUACCUAUGAGUAUAUCUUCAACAACUGCCAUGACUUAUACAGCCGCCAGUACCAGCUGAAGCAGGAGCUACCUCCAGAUGAACAAGGGCCCAGCAUUCGGAACCUGGAUUUCUGGCCCAAGCUCAUCACGCUCAUUGUGUCAAUCAUAGAGGAAGAUAAGAAUUCCUAUACCCCUGUGCUGAACCAGUUUCCUCAGGAGUUGAAUGUGGGAAAAGUCAGUGCAGAAGUCAUGUGGCAUUUGUUUGCCCAAGAUAUGAAAUAUGCAUUGGAGGAGCAUGAAAAAGACCGGCUGUGUAAGAGUGCUGACUACAUGAAUCUGCACUUCAAGGUGAAGUGGCUCCACAAUGAAUACGUGCAGGAUCUGCCUGCCAUCCAGGGGCAGGUCCCAGAGUACCCAGCGUGGUUUGAGCAGUUUGUGCUACAGUGGUUAGAUGAAAAUGAGGAUGUGUCCCUGGAAUUCCUACGUGGGGCCCUGGAACGAGAUAAAAAGGAUGGGUUUCAGCAGACAUCAGAGCAUGCACUCUUUUCCUGCUCUGUGGUGGAUGUCUUCACACAGCUCAACCAGAGUUUUGAAAUCAUUCGGAAGCUAGAAUGCCCAGACCCCAACAUCCUUGCCCACUACAUGAGGAGAUUUGCUAAGACCAUCGGGAAGGUGCUGAUGCAGUAUGCAGACAUCUUAUCAAAGAACUUUCCAGCUUACUGCACAAAGGAGAAACUGCCUUGCAUCCUGAUGAACAAUAUGCAGCAACUGAGGGUCCAGCUGGAGAAGAUGUUUGAAGCCAUGGGAGGCAAGGAGCUGGAUCCUGAAGCUGCAGACAGUCUGAAAGAGCUGCAGGUGAAACUGAAUGCAGUUCUGGAUGAGCUCAGCAUGGUGUUUGGAAACAGCUUCCAGGUGCGGAUUGAUGAAUGUGUUCGGCAAAUGGCUGAGAUCCUGGGCCAAGUUCGGGGCACAGGAAAUGCAUCCCCCAACGCCAAGGCCUCAGUGGCUCAGGAUGCAGAUAGUGUGCUGCGGCCUCUCAUGGACUUCCUUGAUGGCAACCUCACACUCUUUGCCACUGUGUGUGAGAAGACAGUUCUGAAGCGAGUCCUAAAGGAGCUCUGGCGGGUGGUAAUGAACACAAUGGAGAGAAUGAUUGUCCUGCCUCCGCUCACUGACCAGACGGGCACCCAGCUGAUCUUCACCGCUGCCAAGGAGCUGAGCCAGCUUUCCAAGCUCAAGGACCACAUGGUGCGAGAGGAAACACGGAAUCUCACUCCAAAGCAGUGUGCAGUCCUCGACCUUGCUCUGGAUACUAUCAAGCAAUACUUCCAUGCAGGAGGCAAUGGGCUAAAGAAAACCUUCCUAGAGAAGAGUCCAGAUCUGCAGUCCUUGCGCUAUGCCCUGUCUCUGUACACACAGACCACAGACACUCUCAUCAAGACCUUUGUGCGCUCACAGACUGCCCAGGGGUCUGGUGUGGACGAUCCUGUGGGAGAAGUGUCUAUUCAGGUGGACUUGUUUACACACCCUGGUACUGGGGAACACAAGGUCACAGUGAAAGUUGUGGCUGCCAAUGAUCUCAAGUGGCAGACAGCAGGUAUGUUCCGGCCUUUUGUGGAAGUGACCAUGGUUGGCCCACACCAAAGUGAUAAGAAGAGGAAGUUCACAACCAAGUCCAAAAGCAACAACUGGGCUCCCAAAUACAAUGAGACAUUCCACUUCCUUCUAGGAAAUGAAGAAGGUCCCGAGACCUAUGAGUUACAGAUUUGUGUGAAGGAUUACUGCUUUGCCCGGGAAGAUCGCGUGCUAGGGCUGGCAGUGAUGCCUCUAAGGGAUGUCGCAGCCAAGGGCAGCUGUGCCUGCUGGUGUCCCUUGGGCCGGAAGAUCCACAUGGAUGAGACAGGCAUGACCAUUCUCCGGAUUCUGUCUCAAAGGAGCAAUGAUGAGGUCGCCCGAGAGUUUGUGAAACUCAAAUCAGAGUCUCGUUCCACAGAAGAGGGGAGCUGAACAUCUCUGAUUCAUGUGCCAAUGGAGUGGCACUGAUUGCAUAAAUCAGAGCUAAUGAGAAUUAGCUGUUUAGCCAACUUAGGGUCUUUAUAGUCAAGAGAUUGACCCCUUCAGUUAAGGAUAUUUAAGGGAAAUUUGGGAGGUAGCUAAGAGCAUGGCUUUUCACAGAAAGGACCAUGAAUCCCUAACCAACAGGUCUAUGGUAUUAGGAGCUAGAUUGUGGGACGUACCACAUGGAAGGAAUUUCAAAAAAGGGAGAGGGACAGACAUUUCAGAGUGUCAGCCAUUUUGGCAGACACACCUCCACAUCCCUUACAAUCUUUACCCUAUUCAAGCCACACCAUACCCAGUUAGACACACACCAAUCACUAGGAGAACAAGUGUAGAAAGCCCUGAGCUUGUACCUGACUGGCUAGAUAGUGGAUUUGCUGAACCUGGCGAUGUACAUUGGAGAAUAGCCAGGGCAAAACCAAAUAGAAUAGAAUUCACUGUCCCUUGAGCAGCAUCCCCUGAUUUUAUGUGGCUCCAAAGAGAACAAGUCUUUGAAACUGAACAAGCUACUUUCUGAAAUCAAGCUGUGCUAAUCCCUUCCCUCAGGUUAUAUCUAUCAUGGGUAAAACCAAUUUCAUGUGGUGCUUCAGAGCUCUGAGCAGAAUAUUUCUUUGGAACCCAGAAUCUGCCUAGAAUCUCCCUACUUCAUUCCUUAGGCAGGGGACUAGUGCUUAGAACACUAAAGACUGUUCUUACAUGUGUAACCGAGGGCUAGAUUGAAGUCCCAGGAAUAUUUUCUUCUUGGGCAGGCCCUGAACAAAUCCAAAAAUUAUGGAACUAGUCUAGAGUCAUGCUCACCUAUGACCACUGCCUUCUGGCUGUCGUCCUUGUGGAAAAAAAUCAGCCUUUUUCUUUUCUUCCUGUCAUCUGGAUCAGCGCUGAUCCCUUCAUAGAUGUUCUACCCUACAGAAGGAGCUUGGACUCUGAUCCUCCUGUACAGACUGGAUGGAAGGGAUGGGGCUCAACACUUCCUGGGCUCAACACUUCCUGGGAGUGACGAACUGGGCCUCUCAGACCUUCACUCAGAUGUGACACGGUCCUUGGAUUUCCUUGAUGACAGCCUCCUAAACUUCCUGAGGAUGCAGCAUCAUUCACAGUUGUACUGGCCAAUAUAUGAAACAAGAACCAAGCAUCUUUGCUGUUUUUAACUGUUGUAUGUGCCAUUGUUACAAGAGAUAAUAGGCUAGUCUGUAAUAAAUUACCUUCCAG